AGAAAGUUAAACGAGAAAGUGCAAGCAAACAGAAGUGACAGCCAAGUGACAGGACUGUUGUUGCGCGCUUCAGAAUGUAAAUAAGAACGUAAUUAUGUAAUUAUAUAGUGAUAACGCGCGAUUUGAGUUUUACGCGACUGUGUCGAGAGACUCGCGAUUAUGGUCGAUUUGGACGAAUAUAGAGAGAGUGUACGACAGAUCAGGCAAUACGCGGCCGCUCAUAAUGUCUCGGAGGCGCAAACGUCGGAAAUAUUUCGAGCUUGUUUCCGACAAUUGGAGGCCAAGUACUCGAGAAGAUCGAAUAAAUCACGGAGGACUCUACGAAUUAUUUUGCCACUCAUCCUUACCUCCGUCGUAUUGUUAUUUUUAUGCCGAAGUUGGUUAAACGUUUUAUUUAUAAGAAUCUCACAAAAUUCCAUUUACCCCGUUUUAUACGUUUUGCGCAAAGCGGCUGUACCGAUUGUCAGCCUAUAUCCGUCGUUAUCUGAAUUGUACGACGAAUGGUGCUUGAUAGAGAAUCCGUAUUUCUACGUCAACGAUAUGGACUGCUGGCCUUGCACCAUGGUCCAUUCCGUACCAGAUUUGACCGGCCACAAUAUCAGCAGAUCCUUCAACGUCGGUAUACCAUACACUAGAGCGGAGAAUAACACGAAGGUGAAGAUGAAAGAUCUAGUCAAUUUAUAUUGGAAUAACCGAGACGUCUUUGACGAAGACGCUAAGAGAAUCUCUUCUAACAAUGAAACUUUCAAAAUUAUCCGUGAUGUUAUGGGCAAAAGAUUGGACACGUUCCGUACCGCUUCCCUUGGCACUCACGUAUCUUGGAGAGUAAACCGUAUGAGGCCCAGCAGAAUACUCCGAAAGUUAUUUCCAAAGCCAGCGGAGACCCCGAAUUGGUGGAGUCAAGGCACAGAAAAAUAUUUUUUUAUCGACGAAUCGAGAUCACCGCCUUACUCGUUGCCCAAUCCCGAGUGCAGCAAUAUCGUAAUACGGUGCGCGGCUGGUGCGAGACUGAUGAAAAUGAUACCGAGUUCGGAGUGUGCUCAACAUUGUAGAUCUUCGACCAUUUUAUUGUCCGCUGGACAUACAUUAUGGUACAAUUGGUGGUAUUGGAGACCCGUGAGUCUACCAGUGUACAAUGCUACUGAUCUUUCUAUUGGUUAUUUAACUUCGUUUUGUUGAUAUCACCAAUAGCAAGAACACGUGG
Molecule: messenger RNA, 1204 nt
Organism: Temnothorax curvispinosus
Lineage: Eukaryota; Metazoa; Arthropoda; Insecta; Hymenoptera; Formicidae
Exons: 5
Coding region: 160-1179 (339 amino acids)
Source: RefSeq, a predicted model, not a curated record